Messenger RNA from Penicillium verhagenii, 1176 nucleotides. RefSeq lists its product as uncharacterized. Gene Ontology annotation, molecular function: oxidoreductase activity. The transcript has a single exon. Lineage: Eukaryota; Fungi; Ascomycota; Eurotiomycetes; Eurotiales; Aspergillaceae. The record is from RefSeq and is a predicted model, not a curated record. Bases 1 to 1176 code for a protein of 391 amino acids.
AUGGCCGCAAUCACAGAGCAACUUUCAAUCCAAAAGCUGCACAUCAAUGAUGCGCCCCCAUCAGUUGUCUCAUUCGAACCCUUUGAUCUGCCAUCGUCGAACCAACGUGUGCUGGGACCUCCCCAUCCACCGAACACAGUGAUACCCCUCGCCCUCCAACUGACAACAACCAUUGAUAUCCCAAGCCUCGACGAGAUAGUAGAGACAAUCAAGACUGCCCAACAAAAAGAUGGCACGUUUACUAAACGCCUUGCUCGACAUGGCACUUUACUCUUCCGAGGUCUCCCCAUCCAUAACGCAGAAGAAUUCAGCAAAUUCGCCCACGCCUUCGGCUACAAACCUCACGAGAUAAUCGGAAUAGUCGUCGACAGACCUCUCCUCGCACCGAACGUCGCACCCGCCAACGAGGCACCCAAAGAAGUCCUCAUAUACAACCACAACGAGUCCCCGCAAGUACCGCAUGCGCCCGAAUACAUUUUCUUCUACGGCCACCACGCCCCCAAGAAGGGCGGCCAGUCGCCCAUCUCGUCAUCGCUGGAGAUCUUUAAUCGUGCUCAGCUCGAGAUCCCCGAGUUCAUCACCGAGCUAGCAGAGAAAGGCAUUCUAAGCCGAGUAACGUAUAAACACGAGAAACAAUACGCGGGCGGCUCUACGCUCCGUCAAGCUUUUGGGAAAGAGAUCGUGGAUGGGGAUGAUGAGCAUACUAAGCGGCGGAAGAUUGAGGCGCAAAUUGCGCGGUAUGGACGGGGGGAGCAUACGACGUGGGAGUGGACGGAUGAUGGGUUGGUUUUGACGCAUCGGUUGCCUGGGAUCAGGACUCAGCCUGGUACUAAUUUGCCAACUCUGUUCACUGGAUUGGCGGCCUAUUGGAAGAGGACGCAGGUUGAUUCAGAGGCUCGUAAGAAUGUUACGCAGCAGCUUUUUGGUGAUGGGUCCGUUAUUCCGGAAAAGUAUCUGGCGCAUCUCGCGAAGAUUACCGAUGAAGUUCGAGUUUUGCAUCAGUGGCAGGAAGGGGACGUGCUUGUUUAUGAUAAUGUUAUUGCCCAGCAUGGCCGAGAGCCCUGGGAAGGCGAACAGGCUGAUCGAGUGGUUUUGGCAAGUUUAUUCGAUGGCCCGAGUGUCCCAGGGGCGUAUGGGUAUGGGGACUGGGCUCAAGUGGUCCAGGCUCUCGAUUGA